AUGGUUACCAUGAUGAUGUCUUACUCGGCACAACCAAACACGCAUUACGGAUACGGGCAACCCCAGGGACCACCCUCACCUCCUAUGGACGACACCUCCAAGUGCUCGCUGCCCUCCAUCUCAAAUCUGCUCGGAUUGGCCGACGGUGGAUCACCCACCUCAGAAACCUUCCAGGCUUCGCAGCAAGCACCAUCACCUGUCUCCGACUCUCGCCCAAACUCCUCUCACUACAAUGCUCCUGUCCGUUGUGGUGCUCUGCCACCAACCCCGCCCAUGUCAUCAGAUGCCUCCUUCGACGGGUAUCAGUCACCACCACCAACCAAGCCAGUGAGCCAGGUGCCGCAGAACUACUACUUCACCUCAGCACAUGCGAUGAGCCAUGUUGAGGCUUCUGAGGCCCAACGUCAGCAGAUGGUGCCUCGCAUCCCAGUUCAGUCUGCCUAUACCGGUCCCGCCUUUGUCUCGUCCUACAUCUCAAACCCAGGGAUCCCUUCUUACUACCCUACGAUGCAACCCACGCCUCCACCGCAGCCCCAGGUCUCAGGUCUCUUCUACCAGCGGCCCUUGCCUCAGAGUUUCCCUCCCAUGCCUCUCAGCGUCGCUGUGCCCUCGUCUGGGGCCAACCCAUGGCAGCACCACCACUACAUUUCGCCAACAUCGGCAGCCUCGUUCCCUCAGUCUCAAGAUCGCUAUAUCUGCCAGACCUGCAACAAGGCCUUCUCCCGUCCCAGCUCACUCCGCAUCCACAGCCACUCGCACACCGGCGAGAAGCCUUUCAAGUGUCCCCAUGCCGGGUGCGGCAAGGCCUUCAGUGUACGAAGCAACAUGAAGCGACACGAGCGCGGCUGCCACAACGUUGACGGCAGCAGCUCCGGCUCACCCCCGAUGUCUUGA
Messenger RNA from Cryphonectria parasitica EP155, 894 nucleotides. RefSeq lists its product as uncharacterized. Lineage: Eukaryota; Fungi; Ascomycota; Sordariomycetes; Diaporthales; Cryphonectriaceae. Gene Ontology annotation, molecular function: RNA polymerase II cis-regulatory region sequence-specific DNA binding; DNA-binding transcription factor activity, RNA polymerase II-specific. Gene Ontology annotation, cellular component: transcription regulator complex; PcG protein complex. The transcript has 3 exons. Gene Ontology annotation, biological process: regulation of transcription by RNA polymerase II. Bases 1 to 894 code for a protein of 297 amino acids. The record is from RefSeq and is a predicted model, not a curated record.